Molecule: messenger RNA, 2220 nt
Organism: Salarias fasciatus (jewelled blenny)
Lineage: Eukaryota; Metazoa; Chordata; Actinopteri; Blenniiformes; Blenniidae
Gene: atp6v1c1b
Product: ATPase H+ transporting V1 subunit C1b
Exons: 13
Coding region: 203-1366 (387 amino acids)
Biological process (GO): proton transmembrane transport
Cellular component (GO): vacuolar proton-transporting V-type ATPase, V1 domain; lysosomal membrane
Molecular function (GO): proton-transporting ATPase activity, rotational mechanism
Source: RefSeq, a predicted model, not a curated record
AUGCGCGCACGUCCCCCUUCUGAUCAGCUGACUGUGAGUGAGAUGCUUCUCUGCUGAAGGACCUCUGAGCCCAAAAACCUGCAGUAAUCCGCGCUAUGUGCGAGGAGCCCCGAGCACUCCACUGAACCACGCCGUGCGGACCGAACGCCGAAGCGCCUAAACCCGUCGUUAAUUUCCUACAUCGGUGGCUCAGUUCACAACCAUGCAGGCAGCAGCUCUGACAGAGUUCUGGCUGAUCUCGGCGCCGGGGGAGAAAACGUGCCAGCAGACGUGGGACAAGCUGAUGGUGGCAACCACGCGCACCAACAACCUCUCCACCAACAACAAGUUCAACAUCCCCGACCUCAAGGUCGGGACUCUAGAUGUUUUGGUGGGUUUGUCAGAUGAGCUGGCUAAACUGGACACUUUUGUGGAAAGCGUGGUGAAGAAGGUUGCUCAGUACAUGGCCGACGUUCUGGAGGACAGCCGGGACAAGGUGCAGGAGAACCUGCUGGCUAAUGGAGUUGACCUGGUCACAUACAUCACCAGAUUUCAGUGGGACAUGGCUAAAUAUCCGAUUAAACAGUCACUGAAAAACAUCUCAGAAAUCAUCUCCAAGCAAGCGACUCAGAUAGACAACGACCUGAAGGCCAGAGCUUCAGCUUACAACAAUCUGAAGGGAAACCUGCAGAACCUGGAGAGGAAGAACGCAGGAAGCCUGCUGACCAGGAGUCUGGCUGACAUCGUGAAGAAGGAGGACUUUGUCCUGGACUCGGAGUACCUGAUCACCAUGCUGGUGGUCGUCCCAAAGACGGGCUACACUGACUGGCAGAAGACGUAUGAAACUCUGGCAGAGAUGGUCGUGCCUCGCUCCACCAAACUGCUGUUUGAGGACAACGACAGCGGCCUGUUCAGCGUCACGCUCUUCAGGAAGGCCGUGGACGACUUCAAGCACAAGGCCAGAGAAAACAAGUUCACGGUGCGUGACUUCCAGUACAACGAGGAGGAGAUGAAGGCCGACAAGGAGGAGAUGACACGCUUGUCCACCGACAAGAAAAAGCAGUUUGGGCCUCUGGUGCGGUGGCUGAAGGUGAAUUUCAGUGAGGCCUUUAUCGCUUGGAUCCACAUAAAAGCCCUGCGUGUGUUUGUGGAGUCGGUAUUGAGAUAUGGGCUGCCAGUGAACUUCCAGGCCAUGCUGCUCCAGCCGAACAAGAAGAACAUGAAGAAACUGAGGGAGGUGCUGUACGACCUGUACAAACACCUGGACAGCAGCGCCGCCAUCAUUGACGCCUCGAUGGACAUCCCAGGACUGAACCUGAGCCAGCAGGAGUACUACCCCUACGUUUACUACAAGAUCGACUGCAACCUGCUGGACUUCAAAGUCUAAACAUAUCGCUCUGAUCUCCAUGUUUGUGUUAUGAUGUGAUAUUCUCACAUCCUUGAGCUUUAAUUUAUUUCUACCCAUGACCUGUUUCUUCCUUGUUUUUACUGUUUUUGUUUUUUCAUCUCUCUUCUUUUUUUUGUCUCCCUCCUUGUUGUGUUCCUGAUACAUUCCUGGAUCUUCACUGUAAGUUGUUCGAGUGCUGGAUUAGUCAUUAUGUGCAAGAUUAGAAUGAUUUCAGUGGUUGAAUGGUUUCCAACCGUCUCUUUUGUUCUAAACUACUUGAACCUGGACCUCUUUUUUUUUUUUUGGUCAUUCCCUGUUUGUACCACACUGAAAGCGAACAGCUCUCCAGGUUUCGCACAUCAGACUGACUGACUCACAGCAUCAAACAAGAUGUAAGAUACUUUGUUUCUGUCGUCACUUUCCUCCUCUUCCUACUUUAUAUAAAGUAACAUGACACACACACAUGCUGGGAAAUGAGGAGAAAAAUGAGAUGAACCGUAUGUUAAAUAUACUAUUUAUUUUACGCCUCUGAAAUCAGUGAAUUUGUCUUUGUUGGUUGAGUUUUUGAAGGUGAUGUGUUUUUAGUUCCAUGUAAGGAAUGCCUGUUUACAAGUAGAUGUUGACCAUUGUUUCCCUUUCUCCAGCUGUAACCCCGUGAAACACUGAGGCUGGUCAUUUUACGGUACAAAGAAGCAAUGUCUGCUGACUGUAUGCGCCUGUGAUUUCUGUAUAUUAUGCAGUUUGAGAAAAAAAUGAUUAAGUAUAUGUGCAAAUACUGUAUUGUCAGUAUAACUGGAAAUUGAAACACAUAUUUAUCAUAAAUGUGAAAAUAAAGACUCUAUGUGGAAAAACAC